This is a messenger RNA of Corylus avellana, 1671 nucleotides long. RefSeq lists its product as uncharacterized. The record is from RefSeq and is a predicted model, not a curated record. NCBI's taxonomy places the organism in Eukaryota, Viridiplantae, Streptophyta, Magnoliopsida, Fagales, Betulaceae.
UAUUAGCCAAGGAGCCAAACCGUAAGAUGGAAAUGUCUCUUAGGCGCUCAAUCAAACACAGAAAUCGCUGACUUCUGGAGCGGAUUCAAAGCUUUUCUUGUGACUUCUUUAUGGCUCAGAAAGUGGAGAGAAAUGCUAAAAUGGCUUGCAAAAAGGAUGAUGAUCACUGGGCUUUUCUGGAAGAAAUCGAAGCACCUAUGUGGGUAGAUCUCACUCUAGAAGCUAACUUCAACAACCAAGACAUCAAUAAUAAGUGGUUCCGCACAAGCCACCCGUUCCACCAGUGUUCUUCUCACCAAUUAAAAUCUGCAUUUUCUCAUUCUGGUGAGGGUAUUACAUCCUCAGACUUACAGGGAUCAACAUCACCAAAAAUUCCACCGUCAGUCUCAAGAUCAAGAGGGAAAGAGUAUAGGAGCAAGAAAUGGAAAGCGGAAAAUCAUGAUUUCGCAUCAAGUAUGAAGCAUCCAAUCAAGGUUUUAAGUGGGAAAUCUUAUUUGGUAGAUCCACAAUGUGGUGAGAAAAUAAAACCUAAAUCAGGCUUUAUAAAUUUAAAAGGAACUUCCAUGUCAAAAUCACGUUCUGUUUGCGAAAGUAGUCUAACCGGAAAUUCCAUACCGAGUUGCUCUAAACCUGUAUCCACUUGUGGGGAUCCUGCAAGUAGGUUGAGUUCUAUGGGAAACAAGACCUGUGAAAGCAAUACAAGCACCAUUACAUCUCAGAGCAGUCAGCAACAAGAGCAGAAUUACACAGAGGUAUCCACUAUUCCACUUUUGUCAGAUAUGAGGAUUAGUCUUAGGAAAAGCUGUAGUACAAGACAAGCACCAAGGGUGGAGAUGAAUAAUGAUAAAAGGCUGUCAAGAGGCCGCAAAUCAUCAUCUGGCAUAUCCAGUGUAGGGUCAUCAUCAAACCCUUGUUAUGAUGCUAGGAGCUCAACAUCUACAUCACUAAGUCAGAGAGUAAUAACCCCAGAUAGCAGAAAUGUAAUGAGGAUGACUUAUGCAGCAAAGAACAAGGUAAAAAAUUUGAGUGUAUACAGGGCAUCAACCAUUAAAAUUGAAGAAGUGAGCUGCAAUUCUAGAAGGGGAACUAAAAUCAACCUUGUAAAGUCAGUCCACCAGGAAGCUGCAAAGCCAAGAGCUUUGGUGCCACUUGGAGUUAAUGAGCAAGAGUCGUCGUUUACUGCUGCAGUAAAAUCUAAGGAGAAAAUGAGAGCAGGCAGGUUUAAAAGAUUGGCAGGUGAUGGAAAAGAGAAUGCCACAGGGAGAAUGAGUGUGAGUCAGAAAUGCAGUGGCAAAGGCAUUGCUGCUGUAGCCAUGAUUAAGGAUCAGAAAUGGACAAAACAGAGUGUUCGACAUAAGGGUGGGGCAGGAUUGGUUGGUUCACAGGGAAAAGUAACCGUUCGGUGCGAAGAGAAUAAUAAACCUGCGAAGGUGACCCAAAGGGGUACGAAGAGAAUUGUAAACCCGAGACGGCCUAGCUUCGACGAGAGAAGAGCAUGGCAGCACACCGGGUUGUGUACAGUACAAACCUAGCAUCUUUCUUACCCCCACAGGGGGGAACAAACUUGGAUAUGGGUGUCAAACUUUUAGUGUUUUUUCGGCUUUAAACUUCACAGACAUAUCUCUGACCCAGAGGAUUCUCAGUGUUUUUGUGAAUGGUUUUCUAAUUGUA